CACGAAUCUUAUCUCUACUCUCUGAUAGCGCGCGAGUAAAAUCAACUGCACGAGCGUGAUUGGUAGAACCAGAACUCACCACUUCCCCUUUGUUCGCUAGGGGGCGUGGUCAAGGCGCGUGGAUAUGACGUAGUCCUAUCAGAUCGUCUUUCAACUACCACGAAAGAUAGCAAAACCAUUCUAUUACCUCCAAAUACUCUAGAGAAAAAACAGGAGGAAUGUCAAAAAGAUGGUAAAAAUCGCCUGAGAAUGCCAUCUCGCACGAUCUACCUUUGAGCAUUGCAUUAUGACAUCCUGUGAUACGAUGUAUCAAUUCUAUAACCCGUAUUUCUCGCAUAAAACACCGUCAAGCGAUUUUGCGGUGAGUAUGAUAUAAUAAACAGGGAAAGUUUAAAAUAUGAAUAUAUAAAACAAAAUGACGUCUGUGUUUAAAAUCGAAUGGAAUGGACACAUGUUUAUCUUUUAUCCAUGAAACGUGUUGGAAUUUCCGGUAUACAUACCAGUGCAAGGAAAGCAAACAUACCUGAAGGUUCUGUCGAUGUUUCGGGUUAGAAAGAAGUUUGGUACGUCAGGCUUGGCGACAGAGCACCAUCAUAUAGCACCCGGUGGAUCCUACUCACAUAGCUCAGUACCACUUUGUACAGGAAACGAUAGACACGAAGAUUUAGUGGGGGAUCCAGAGUGCCAGCCAAAGUCCUCCCACUACCUCAACCCCAACUGUGUCCUCUUAAGCUAUUUUUCCGGGGACACAUCGGCCGUAGUGGAUGAACACUUUACUCGGGCGCUCAGUCAACCAAGCAGCUUUAAUCUGGACCGAAAUUUUAGCAGUAAUUCAUUUACUGUUAAAUCCAAAGCAGAAAAACCUUUGAUGUGCCAACGAAAGUUUCCUCCGUCAUUUUGGAACAGUGCUUACAAACCCACGGCACCACAAUUAGGGACCGGUACUAAUUUUGACUACUCACGUGAUCCCUAUUUUCCUACAUCCUGGUACUCACUUCAAAAUAACUGGCCAUACAGACUCCCAUCCCACAGCCACGCCGACCUGAGUGGAUCGCUUCCGUACUCCUCGUUUGAUGCCCCGGGAAAGUUUGGAUCCACCUACCAAUCAUUAAUGUUUCCUGGAAGUUAUGACACAAGACAAUCUAAAUUUGACUUUGCUAAAAAUAUGGAAUCUCUAGCGGGAACAAGUGGGUAUUAUGGAUUGUCCAGAUUAGGAAUGGAUUUUUCUUCCAAAGGAAACGUGGAUCCGCCUGUCAGUGGGCUGGAAUACCAACUACAGACGGCCAGACGCGAGUUGUGUUGGUGACAUACUAAGGCGGCUCCAGAAAACAGAGAUAUCCAGGAAGUGAUCAAUGAGAACAAAUUGACGUGCAUAUCCCCACGUCUAAAAUUUAUACCAUUAUCAAUGAGCACGAUAAAUUCGUUGAAGUUUUCAGUUUUGAUUAAUGUAUUAGGCAGAAUCGGACAUCUCACACCGGUGGCUGGUCAUUGGGUGCUCACGUAUAUUCACAUUAUGUCUCUUAGAGGUUUAUCAUUCAUAUUCUUCAAUAGUAUUCAUUGUCAUUUUAUCUUGCAUACUUAUUUACAAAGAUUGUACAAUCUGCUACAAGUUGUUACAAUGUACAUUAAACUGUAAUAUGCGUGAAAAA
Messenger RNA from Ostrea edulis (European flat oyster), 1649 nucleotides. Its product is annotated as transcription cofactor vestigial-like protein 2. The coding region runs from base 539 to 1306 and encodes 255 amino acids. The transcript is spliced from 4 exons. Gene Ontology annotation, biological process: regulation of transcription by RNA polymerase II. NCBI's taxonomy places the organism in Eukaryota, Metazoa, Mollusca, Bivalvia, Ostreida, Ostreidae. The record is from RefSeq and is a predicted model, not a curated record. Gene Ontology annotation, cellular component: nucleus.